GGGGCCAAGGCGGCCCGCGCCGCGCCGCGCGCGCCCCACGCCGAGCCGGGCUCCAUCGGCGAGCACGAGCGCGCCAUCGACUUCAGCCCGUACCUGGAGCCGCCGCCGCCCGACGCCUUCGCCGCCGCCGCGCCCGCCGGCCGCGCACUCUACGGCGCCAAGGCCGGCAAGAAGGCGGCGGCCGACUACGGCUACGUGAGCCUGGGCCGCCCCGGCGCCGCAAAGGCCGCGCCGCCCCCCGCCUGCUUCCCGCCGCCGCCACCGCCACCGCCGCCGCCCGCGGAGCUCAAGGCCGAGCCGGGAUUCGAACCCGCGGACUGCAAGCGCAAGGACGACGCGCCCGCCAUGGCGGCCGGCUUCCCGUUCGCGCUGCGCGCCUACCUGGGGUACCAGGCGGCGCCGAGUGGCAGCAGCGGCAGCCUGUCCACGUCGUCGUCGUCCAGCCCACCCGGCACGCCGAGCCCGGCCGACGCCAAGCCGCCGCCCGCCGCUUGCUUCCCGGGGCCCGCGGCCGCCGCGCCCGCCAAGCCCAAGGCCAAGAAGGCGGUGGACAAGCACAGCGACGAGUACAAGAUCCGGCGCGAGCGCAACAACAUUGCCGUGCGCAAGAGCCGCGACAAGGCCAAGAUGCGCAACCUGGAGACGCAGCACAAGGUGCUGGAGCUCACGGCGGAGAACGAGCGGCUGCAGAAGAAGGUGGAGCAGCUGUCGCGCGAGCUCAGCACGCUGCGGAACUUGUUCAAGCAGCUGCCCGAGCCGCUGCUGGCCUCGGCCGGACACUGCUAGCGCGGGGUGCAGCGGGUGCAGCGGGAGGGACGCACCCCUUGCACCGGGCUGCCUGCACCGGGAUGUCUGCACCGGGAUGCACCCCCAGAACCCCCUGCACCGGCCCCACCGCCGGGUUGAUGCAACGCAGGGCCUGCGUGGACGCGGGGACUGACGCAACACGCGUGCAACUGAACUGUCAGCCGGCCGCCGAGUCACCGCUUCGAGAUGUUGAUGUUUUUGGUUUUUCGGUUUUUUUUUUGUCUUAUUAUUUUUUUGUAUUAUAUAAAAAAUCUAUUUCUAUGAGAAAAGAGGCGUAUGUAUAUUUUGGGAACCUUUCCGUUUCGAGCAUUAAAGUGAAGACACUUUUAAUAAACUUUUUUUGGAGAAUGUUUAAAAGCCUUU
This is a messenger RNA of Nannospalax galili (Upper Galilee mountains blind mole rat), 1170 nucleotides long. It is a transcript of the gene Cebpb, whose product is annotated as CCAAT enhancer binding protein beta. The annotation marks the transcript as partial. The record is from RefSeq and is a predicted model, not a curated record. Gene Ontology annotation, biological process: regulation of transcription by RNA polymerase II; regulation of cell differentiation; DNA-templated transcription. Lineage: Eukaryota; Metazoa; Chordata; Mammalia; Rodentia; Spalacidae. Gene Ontology annotation, molecular function: DNA-binding transcription factor activity, RNA polymerase II-specific; RNA polymerase II cis-regulatory region sequence-specific DNA binding. The transcript has a single exon.